Molecule: messenger RNA, 447 nt
Organism: Belonocnema kinseyi
Lineage: Eukaryota; Metazoa; Arthropoda; Insecta; Hymenoptera; Cynipidae
Exons: 2
Coding region: 1-447 (148 amino acids)
Source: RefSeq, a predicted model, not a curated record
AUGGGCAAACUGUAUUCACUUGCAUAUGCAGAUGACGUAGUGCUAUUAGCAGAUGAUGUAAGAGGUAUGAAUUUGUUGAUGAGAGUGUUCGAAGAAUAUGUGAGAGAAAAGGGUUUAACAAUAAACGUAAACAAGACCAAGAUGAUGUAUUUCAGAAAUAAAAGGGGUAGAUUAAAGUACGAAUGGAAGAUAAAAGGCGUGGUGGUAGAGUUGGUUGAUGAGUUUUGCUACUUAGGUUUUUGGUUCGAAACGAGAGGAGGAAGCGAGCUGCAGGAGCCUGAUGUAAGCGACCACCCAAACGUAAAACACCCGAACCAUCCAGAAAUGGGUUCAAGGUCUUCAAGGGUGAACCUGAAGGAAUCACGUUUCCUUUUUUUAGAGCAUGUAUUUCAACAUCAAAAGCAGUACUUCACACUUGCUGAAUACACCAUAAAGAGACCUCAUUGA